UAACAACGGCAGGACCAUACUUUCAGUAGGCUUACCUUGUGUCGUCCAUUGCGUGCCGGACAAAUCCGAGUAUACGAUCUCGCGUCACCGAUGCACCGGCUUUCGUCGGGUUGUUGCGCGGGUCGUCAGAUGUGAUGUCAGCUGCAGCCGUUGCACCAGAAGGGGCAGGUGCACCAUUCGUACUUUCCGAUACACCACGGAGUUUAACAGCCACAUCGACGAUGAAUGAUUUUCCUCCACGCAACCUAAAGGAGCUUGGAGUACACUAUAUGGAAUAUGCCCACUUUGAGCUGCCGCCCGGGGCCCAUAUCCGAAGCACCCGGACCCAAGAGAUCUCUCACUGCCAAAUGAUAAAAGAAGCAUCCAACACCCUCUUAUUGGCACAUCACUUCAAAGAACUUCUGCAGUACUUCCUCUUCUUUUCGUCUCCUUGCAAGUUCGGUGUCGAUAACUAGAUCACGAUGCCAUACGAGAAGGUCCCCAAUGUCGAGAGCUCUUCAGAAUCUCUCUUACACUCCAUCUCUACACCCGACUGCUCCGAACAGCGCCGAUGCAUUCGACGAGAACCAAAGUAUACAAGAGCUUGGAGAUUGAUGCGUGAUGAGUGGCCUAGGCCAGCGAGAAUUGUCCUCGCCAUCAAUGUAGCCUUGAGCGUCCUACUUUUAUGCCUGUAUCUCCACGCUCUAUGGAGGAUACACUCUUCCCCGUUCUACCGAGCACCGAGACCUCCAUACUCGCCACUCCUCGAAGACGGCGUCAUAGAGUAUGAAAAUGAGCGCUUCCAUCCCGAUCGCAUUUUUCAAGAGGAUCCCUCCCCCUCCGUCGACAAAGCGUGGGAAUCUAUCCUCGGUCCAAGCGACGGCAGAGUACGCCUCCCCCUCGUAACCUCCCAAAAACUAAGCUACCCUUCCUCCGAGAUCUACUACGCGCCGGGUUCCUACAUCUACGGCGGCUCCAUGUUCCACCAGCUUCACUGCCUCGACCUCAUCCGGCGCUCCUUUUGGCGAGGGCAUUACUUCCCCAACACCUCGGACGCGGAAUACCACGACCACCGGGCGCACUGUCUCGAUUUUCUUAGACAGGCGAUAAUGUGUAAUGGGGAUGUGCAAAUGACGUACUGGUGGAACAAGACUUAUACGUAUGUUGAUGAGGAUACAAAAGAGGAGAGGUACACGGAGGAGUAUCUGCGGAUGGAUAAAAAGGAGAGGGCGUAUGGGACUGCGUUGUUGUGGGAUGUAGAACAUCAGUGUAGAAGCUUUGAAAGGAUACAGGACUGGACGAGGAAGCAUCAGUUGAGAGAUGAGGAGUAUUGGAGGGAGGCACCGAAUUUUAGGAAGGCGGAGGCGUAGGCCGGUAGAGAUAGCUUAUUUUGGAGGUAGAUGAGAGGGAAAUGCGUUAAUCAUGUAUACGUCAAGUAGGUAUGUAUGUGCGAAGUU
Messenger RNA from Neurospora hispaniola, 1436 nucleotides. RefSeq lists its product as uncharacterized. The transcript is spliced from 3 exons. The record is from RefSeq and is a predicted model, not a curated record. Gene Ontology annotation, biological process: mycotoxin biosynthetic process. NCBI's taxonomy places the organism in Eukaryota, Fungi, Ascomycota, Sordariomycetes, Sordariales, Sordariaceae. The coding region runs from base 462 to 1349 and encodes 295 amino acids.